GAAAUUAACAGUUUGUCUGACUCAAGCUCUCGAAGUCCUCUGAUUUGCUGUUAUGCAUGCAUAUCAUGGUAUGUGACAAUGAUUGGCUCUUUGACUGACAUUCAAGAGUCUUGCCAAUAAGGCAAAAUGGCGUGCACACAUGUGGCUGACUGGAAUCAAAAUUGGCCAUGAGAUGGGGGAAAUGUUAUUGCGUUACAUGAGUGAUACUACGGUAGCAUCCAAUGCUAUACACAUGAUGCGUUGUUAGAGGAGGUAGUUCUUCGUUUUAAUCAGUUGUCUGUGACUUCUGUCUAUUUUACAGUUUUGGGGGUGGGGGUAAUAAUGAAGAGAUCUUCCACCAAAACGGACGAAAUCAUGAACGGCGCAGUAUACAUUUCGUUUUUUCCAAGGUCAGCUGGAAUCUGCACUAGAACAGUAGUGCAACUCGCAGUCCAGGAAAUAACAAGACUGUUGGGUCGAGCCUUGAAUUCAAUGUUGAUUACAACGGCCUUCAAAGAGAAGAAAACCAACAGACUGAAGUUAAAGCUUCAAAUCACGGGAGUUGAAUGUAAAGGGGUAGGAAAUGAGUCUGUGCGUCGAACGCUGGCAAGGAAGACUACGCGGCAACCGACAGAACAAAGCCGGAGACACACACCCCCAGCCACAGCGCAGAGCGAGACGUGCACGCAGAUACCCAAAGAUUGAGCAAAAGGGACAUGUGUAGGUCAGCUGAAGAGGGUAAUGGAGCAGGUUUUGGAGUUUGCUGUGUGUGAGUUGACCAAAAUCGUUGAGGCCAGUUUUGACGACCUGCUUCUUGAGAUGACUAAGAAAGAGAGAGAACACAGCACACUGAAGGAGCGGUUACGCAGCCUGGAGCACCAGGAGAACGGCAAGGCUGGAGCAUCCAGGAGGAGGGGGCAGGAAAAAGACACAGCCUCCCCAGGUGGCUCAGAGGAUACGCCGGAUGAGUCCAUAAAUGUCCCCACCAAAAUCAUCCGGGGGCAGAAGGAGCAACUGGAGACAACACAUGAGGGUGACAAGCAGGCUGUUCUGACUGUAGCCCAGGACUGGGUCCCUAUCCUGGACAAGGUGUUCGGUCAGAAGUGGUGCAGUGACCUGUGGCAGAUCCAGGAGUUGUCUUCAGACAAGGGGGGCGAGGAGAGGAGCGGGGGCUGCCCCCUCCCCAGUCUGAAUGCCCUGAUCCGUGACAACCUGGAGCCCUCCCCCACAUGUCCCACACAGGACCCCCAGUGGAUGCCUCUGGAGGACAUGGAGGUCCUCUCCUCCACCUCAGACUCUCAGAAAGACCCUCCACCCUCCAUACGAACCACGGCCACAGCUGGAGAGUCCCUCAGGUCUCCGUCGAUGCUUCACCGGCUCCUCACGCUCCCCGCUCAACUCUUGGAGGAGGAAGACGAGAACACCAUGGAAAUGCUCCCUGCCGUGUCUGAAGCGUCGUCCGACAGAGGGGAGAGUUGGCCGGACACGGAAUCACCCAGCCAGAGUAGCCCAUGUCCGCUGAAGAGGAAGGUUGCCAUCGCACAGGAGGAAGAUGAGGACGAAGAUGACGACGACAAAGGGUUGUCAGCGCUGGACUCAAAGGUUAACACAGAGUCCCUCAAAGGCAGGAAGACCCACAGAUGUAAAGAAUGUGGCAAGAAGUUUAGUCGUGCGCUGCUUCUGAAAACACACCAACAGACACAUGUCGCGGCGACGCCAGCGAUCCGCUGCUCGGAGUGUGGGAAACGCUUCUCCCAGGCAUCCCGGCUUCAAGCGCACCUUCGAAUGCACUCUGGGAAAAAGUCUUGAACAGAAGGGAAUGGGGACAUAUGUAAGCGAAGGAAAGAAUCAGAUCGAAAAUUCGAUCUCUCAGUCCACAUCUCACAAAUAGCCAUAUUCGUAGCAGCUUAGUUGGCGGUGAUCAGGCUCAUGUACUGGAGUUUUUUAGGUACCUACAAGUCAAGCAUUUAAAAGCUACUCAGCCAUCUUAAAAGAAAGGUCGCCUCCAUAGGUUUGGAGAAGCUGACGCCAGAAUAUUCUAAAUUGUUACCUCCAUUUUGAUUUCUUCUUAAAUGUAGUGACAGGGUGAAUACUUAGUAGUCAUUUGGGAUUGGAUCUCGCUGGUAGUUGUUAGUGUGUAUCGUUGGCAUAUAUUCGAUACACGGACUGUCAGUCCCAAGAAGCGAUUAAGUGUGACAUUUUUAAGAGCUCUUUUUUACAUUUUUUAUAUAGACCAUUUUGGAAUAGCUGAUCUCUUCAUGCUUUACUAUUUCACACCGUGGUUAUUUACUACCCUACAGUCCAUCUUAACUACUGUGCAACUUCAAAAUGGGAAAGAAGAAACACAUUACACUGAUUUGCAAGUAUUUGAUCUUUCAACAGCAGAGGUGUGGUCUCAAGUCGAAUGUGAAUCACAAUGUUUUCUCCCAUGCUACAGCAGUGACUGAUUUUCAAAAGGCUUAUGCGCCGGGGGUGUUGGGGGGGAGAGCGAGACAGACUACUGGAGCCGGUGGCAGAGGAAAUGGGUUUUUGUUGUGCUUACCUCUGAAUGUGAAAUCUCUGUACAGAUGGAACAAACCUGGGACUUCUCUCCAUGUUCUUCAUGGAAUUCAACAUUUACAGUCUUCGCUUGACAGUAUUCUUCUUUUCACUCAACAGAAAUACCUCCUGAAAAGUGUUUUGUACAUAAAGAAAUUAUGUCUCCAAAUCAUUUGAUGAAGGGAUUGUCACCUCUGUAUCCCUUGUGUUUAAAGGAAGAUCAGCAGGUUCAGAACACAACUGUGCAAUAUGCUCACGAUUCACGAGACCUAGCGGUUUGUCCCUGUGGUUUUAGUAGGUCCCUGAUCUAUGUGGGACCCGGAGGGAUCCUUGUUGACAUUCCGACAAGAUAAAGCGAUAAGAAACAGGGUCUUGUCCUAGUGCUGACGCUGGAGGCGGGGUUGAAGUGUCACAGGGUGGAGCAGUGACACGUUGACGGUGAACACUUCGAUUGAGGUUUUUGAUUUGAUUAGAGUUUAGUAGGAGUGGAUGUGGAGCGUCUGAUUGGUCUUCAGACAUGUCGCUUCUGCUCAUAUGAGCGUGUGCUUAACUGAACACGGCAUGAAAAUGGAACAUUGCAUGGAGAAGCCGUUGAUGACAAGUGAUUGGUGGAUACUGGGAUGCCGGCACAAAGAUUUGGAGGGUGGGGGUUGUGUAGACUUUCGGAGACUCCCUGGCGUUUGCAGGGCUGUUCUUUGCCUUUCUAAAGAUGGGUUUUGGGAGGCGGACACUCCGCAGGAAGUUGCACUAGUUUGAGAGCCACAUCCUAGAGCAUCUGUAGACUUGCUUGUGGGGACUCUCCAAAUAAAGUGUUACCCCCGCCCAGGUUGCUUAAGUGUCGUAGUGUUUCUCUUUAUUUCAUUGUGCCCUGUCCCUGCAAUAGCUACGCCCGCUACUUCUGGUGACAACAAGUGUGAAAAUUAUAGCAAGCAGUUUACCGUCAAAGCAGUGAUGUUACCAUCAUGGCAAAGCCGAUAACACUUCUUUUUUUUUUUUUUUUCCCAGAUGGUACUUAAAACAACUACAGGUAGCGAAAUCCUUGUGUGCUCUUUAGUCCACUGUAAUUUAUUAGUCUUCCUCAGGGAAGGUUGUUUCUGUGGCUCUGUUUCCAAGACAGCAGGUCACAGGCGGCUUCUACGUGUUCCCCUCUGCUCCAGCAGAGAGGGGGACCCACAGCAACUUCCCAAUCCAUUGGAAAUAUGUCCCAUGUGCAAACUGGCUUCUUGUCUUUGAGUAGUUGUACUUUCGCUGUUUCUGUAUUUGCGCACAGUGCUAGCUUGUCUUAUUCUGCUAAAAUUGUUGACAGUCUGUCUUUGUGUAGGUUAAAUGUGCUAAUUGAGUGUAGAAGCUUUAGGAUGCAUAGUAUUUGCAUUAUAUAAGGACCAUGUUUUCACUUUAUUUCUAUCAUCAGAAACUGAGAUGACAAAAAAAAUGUGGUUCUUUGGUACCGGUCAAACCAUAAUCAGAGUUUACAUGGACAUUUUUUGUGGUUUGGGACAGGUCUCGCAUCUUCCAACUGUAAUUAUUUGAAGAAAUUGCAUGUAAUGUAUUCACAUUUUCAUAAGGUAAAUGUAUGAAAAUAUAUUCAAAUACGUAUAAUAGCUUUCCCUUCUUGACCUGAGAUGUAACCAAUGUGAUGUACCCCAGAGUGGCCACAAACCUUUCAAACGUGGGCACAGGUCUUCUAACCCUUUGAGAAGGGUCUUCAGCUAUGUGAAUCUUUUUUUUUUUUUUUUUUUUUUUAAUGCCCUGCUAGAUGUGCCAUGGAGGAAUUGGAUCAAUCUCAUUGUUUCGGUUUUUGUGUUUGGAGCAGAACCCGGCCCCCUGGCCAUCUCGCAGCCAUACUUCUGUCUUAGCAAAUGCAUUACAGAAACGUCCCAUUAUAAAUGUCAAUCUGUGUCCAUUUGGGACCAUUUGGAAGAUCGAACUAUCGCCAAUGUCACAAGGCGACGCAGAGGGCAACGGAUUGGGAUUUUGGUGCGUAUAGAAAAGGAUUGAGUGCAUUGAGAUCAGCUUUCCGUUGUGAUUUUUCACAUAAGACAAAUAGGCUUGUUUUGUGUUCAACCCAGAUACUGUACUUUUAUUGCCUUUAUGACAUGACAAAGGGGAGUGCCCCCCCCCCCCAGCUAUUUGACCUGCUUGUAUGACAUUAACACUUUUUUAUAUAUAUAUUAUUUGCCCUCCUUCUCUUAAUAUAUUGGGAUUACUUAAUUUAUUUUUUAAAUGAUAUAAAAAAAAAAUACUCUAUAAAAGAUGGAAUAUUAUCAUUCAUAUACAUUUCUUUCACACAGACAAAAUAACCCUACUGGAUCAAAAUGGUGGUAUCAGUGUCCAAAUGCGCCACGUUCAAACCGCGUACCGGUCCGAUUGUUGGGAAUGAAAGCUUUUUAAACAUAAUUUGAACAGACAGUGUCUCCCACACUGGAGGGUAAUUGCAGAAAACAAAAAGCUUUAAGUGGUUGAAACUGUAUGUGCAGCUGGUGUUUGGCCCAUACUUUUUAGCCUAUUAGCUAGAACUGAAAGUACAUGUCAUUCAGCGCUGUGUUGUGAAUCAUAAUUUUAAGGAUGAUUGUUUCUGUGUAGUGUUCUUUAGACAGCGGCUGGUGUCUGGAUUUGAGAUUCACAUUUAAUCAGAUACGGUGAGAUGCGUCAGUGUUUGCAUGCUUUUGUUUGGUCUGAACGCCAUUCAUUGCAACUGUAAACUUUACAUAACAUUUGAAUUAAUUUUUAUUUUUUUAUUUUAUCUUUCCUAGGUUAGGAGAAUGCCAUAGCUUGCCUGCUAAGCAAAAUAAAUACUACAUACUUGCCAAAAUUAUAUCAACUGCUUAAAACAACAGAAGUGUGUUCAAUAGGUGCCACCAUUUGCUUCUGUUUUUACUAAUGAAUUAGCUUCCCAACCGACUUUCUUGAAAUGUCUAAUAUGUUUUCUUCCAAAUACUUGCACUUACACUAUUUUUGUUACCUAAUAGCAGAGGUAUUUAACUCAAAAACUACGAGGUCUGGAGCUUGCUUGUUUUCUGUUCUACCUCAUUAAUUGCACCCACCUGUUGUCCCAGGUCUAAAUAGGUCCCUGAUUAGAUGGUUGCGAUUGAAAAAUGGAGUGGGACUGGCUUCAAGACCCGGAGUUGAAUACUCCUGCUUUAUAAGAAAUAAAUGGAUACUUUUUUAAUAGUCUAAGCAGAGAGAAUCUUAUGCUCUCUCUCCCCUUGUCACGUUGAUGUGCACAUUUGACUAGUACAUUUAAGAUGGACACCUAAUCCAUUUACAAGCAUCAAUGGGAACUGUCGAAAAUAUAUAUUUUUUCCCUGUUAUAGAACCAGAACGGCAUCAGAUGUGGUUUGGACCACAGAUAUCGACUGCCCCGAGUCCACUGUGAGUUUCUGCGAUAAAGAAGAGCCUUAAUCACAAAUUGGAUAUCACGGAAUUGGGGAGAGAAAUGUGGUAAAAGUAUAAAUAAAAUGCAUGACUGUAAAACAA
This is a messenger RNA of Esox lucius (northern pike), 5994 nucleotides long. RefSeq names its product zinc finger protein 449. The coding region runs from base 721 to 1788 and encodes 355 amino acids. Gene Ontology annotation, cellular component: nucleus. The record is from RefSeq and is a predicted model, not a curated record. The transcript has 4 exons. Lineage: Eukaryota; Metazoa; Chordata; Actinopteri; Esociformes; Esocidae.